Molecule: messenger RNA, 777 nt
Organism: Brugia malayi
Lineage: Eukaryota; Metazoa; Nematoda; Chromadorea; Rhabditida; Onchocercidae
Exons: 6
Coding region: 1-777 (258 amino acids)
Source: RefSeq, a predicted model, not a curated record
AUGAACGUGAAUGGUAAUGUUAAUGUUGGAGAUGAUAUUGAUCUAACAGUGUCACAAGGUUGCUAUCUGUUGGAGGAAGCCCAUAAAUGCAUUUUGGAAGCGAUUGGCCUAUUUUCUGGCCCAAGAGAGGAUUCGAAAUUGGCGCUAGACAGACAUACCUUUCGGUUAGCUGUCCAUGCACUUCGACGUGGUGUACUCGCAGUACGUGUUAUUGAAUUGUUUCCAAGUGAUCUUUUUGAAGAAUUGGCACGUGCGGAGCAUGCAAGAGCUAAGGGAAUAAAAUCCUGGGAACUAGUACGAUGUGUUGCUUGCAAUUGUGAACAUAUAUCUGAUGAUGAUGGCGAUUUGUCGGAUUCUGGUUCUGAAAAUUUUAAAAGAAAUCAUGUAAAAAGACAUACUGUGAAUGUGAUUGAUGGAUUGAGGCGCCAUUUAGUCGGUAUCACGCUGAUGUGUUAUUCUGUUCUGCUUUUGCAUUACGUAGUUCACACCAAACGAGAACCGUCUAAUUUUAUCCAUGCGUUGGAUUACUGUAAUGACGUUUUAUCUUUCGUACCAGGCACUGGCACCUCUUUGUUUGACAGAGAAUUAGCACUUUUACAUGCACGUCAUCUCAUGGAAAACUGCAGAUUCGACGAACCUGAAAUCGACGAAACAGUGAAAAUUUGUUUGAUGUUGUUUGAGGAAGAGCGGAAACGAGAAUUACGCGAUUCUGAGCGCCUCCAUUAUUUGCAGAUAGUUCAUGCACCUUGUAAAGAUAAAAUGUCGUUCGGUGGAUAG